Molecule: messenger RNA, 2147 nt
Organism: Diachasma alloeum
Lineage: Eukaryota; Metazoa; Arthropoda; Insecta; Hymenoptera; Braconidae
Product: solute carrier family 2, facilitated glucose transporter member 1
Exons: 9
Coding region: 207-1790 (527 amino acids)
Biological process (GO): monosaccharide transmembrane transport
Cellular component (GO): membrane
Molecular function (GO): hexose transmembrane transporter activity
Source: RefSeq, a predicted model, not a curated record
CUUUAUGCUGGUGGCACGCUCGCGAGUAAUAGGUCCCUGAUAUCAACACUGAUAACGACUAUCAUCCGUCACACAGGGUGGUAAGGGCUAACGCUCAUGUCAUUGCGCAUUAUCAACCGGAAAGAACGGUACAUCAUUAGCAACAGUUCCGAAUGACCGUGACCUAUUUGUGAAGCAGCGAGAGAUUUCGAGUGAUCGCUGCAACAAUGACUUCAGAUAAUGACGCAUCGACUUUGUGCCUGCAAAAGAAGAAAACACCGACACUCACGGCGUCCGAGGGUUUACAAGACAAGAAGGAUGAGGAUGAGAAGCAUGAGGAGAUUGACGACGAGCAUUCGAAUGUCAGUGGCUGGACUCCUCUCGUCGUUCUCGGAGGAGUCACUUGUUGUUUCGGCUCAGCACUGCCAGCGGGCUUCAACAUCGGUGUUAUGAACAAUCCAGCAGAGAUCAUGCAAGCAUUCUGCAACGCAAGCUUCCAACAGCGAUACGACGUACAUUUAGACGAAACUGAAUUGAACAUAAUCUGGGGAGCAGUGGUGUCGAUAUUUCUGAUCGGCGGGGUAACGGGCUCCCUCCUAGCGAGUUGGAUUGCCGAUAAAUAUGGGAGACGAGGAGCUCUUGCAAUCGGAAAUUUAUGUGGAAUUGUCGGUGCUAUAUUAUUCCUCUUGGUUCCUACACUGAACUCAGUUGAGGUUUUAAUGCUUGGACGGCUGAUGGUCGGACUCUCUGGGGGUAUUGCAACGAGUGUUUUACCUACGUACGUCACGGAGAUAGCACCGUUGAAGCAAAGAGGGGCAGUGGGUGUUCUUUGUCAACUGGGGAUUACCGUUGGUGUAUUCUUCGGCCAAGUAGCUGGUCUCCAAACUGUCCUGGGUACAGUAGACCACUGGCAUCUCAUGCUGGCUUCCUUCGCCCCUCUCUGCGUCAUAUCGUUGAUAAUACUAAGGAUUCUACCCGAGAGCCCCAAGUAUUUGUACAUUACCAGACGAAAAGAGGACACAGCAAUUCAAGAGCUCCGUCGGUUACGAAAUGUCAAUGUUACUCUCCUUCAGAAGGAAAUACGUGAUCUUAGAGAAGAAGCUACUGCACGCACAACAAUGGAUACGUGGACAAUGCGCCGUGUACUCAGUGAUCCGUCCGUUAGACUGCCAUUACUUCUAGUAUCGUCUUUACAGUUGGGCCAGCAAUUGAGUGGAAUCAAUGCUGUUUUUUACUACUCGAAUAUUAUAUUUAAGAAGUCGAAUUUGGAUGCCACUGGGGCGCAAUAUGCGACACUUGGGACUGGACUUAUUAAUAUUGGCAUGGCUGUCAUAUCCGUGUGGAUGAUGUCGAGGUUUGGGAGGAGACUGCUCUUUUUGAGUAGUUCCAUUGCCAGUGUGGUCUGUCUUGUGGUACUUUGUGGCUCCUUAAAAGCUAUCGAUUCUGCAACAUUCAUGCCAUGGCUCUGUACAAUCGCAGUUCUCGCCUACGUUUUAUUCUAUGGAAUUGGUCUAGGGCCCAUUCCCUACUUCAUUGGAUCUGAAUUAUUUGAAGUGGGACCGAGACCUGCUGCCAUGUCUCUAGGUAGUGUUUGCAAUUGGGGCGGUAAUUUUAUUGUGGGAAUGCUCUUUCCACCAUUGGAGACUAUUAUGGGGCCUUUGGUCUUCUUGUUGUUUGCGAUAUCCACUACAUUAGUGGGACUAUUUGCCAGACACUAUCUGCCAGAAACUCGAGGUGUCGACACAUCACUGACAGCUUUCCGAUUAUCAAGGGGACUCAAUUCUCGAAGGCAGGAUAUCGAGAGCUCGUAGAAUCAAUGGAAAUACCGAUGCUUCCACUCACUGUCAUCGCACAAAUACCAACGUGCCUAUUAUAAUUUUUUUUAUUCAUCUAUUCAACAAAUACGCGAUUAUACAGAAUGUCUAAUUGUUCAUAAAAGCAUAAACAUAAUACGGUGUGCGGUGCUAUUCGCAUCCAGGUGGGGAAAGUUCCUUUGUACAAACCGAGUAAACCCUCUGUUUUACUUAUUUUUAUCAAUGCGUCGAGAAAGCCACGAUACAGCAGGGGUUUGCCACUUGAAUCCGUGCCUAGAAUCAAUGAAUUCUAGUGUGAAAACGUUUCUGGAGGUAUUUUUAUGAAUUCUUAAUAAAGUGGUCUAUGAAAAUCAA